GGAGGGGAAGACGGAGUAUGAGUGCACACUUCUUAUUACUGCUUAUUCCACGAAUUUAUAGGUACAAAUACAAUAUUCACAUACCCAUAUCCGAAGCUCAUUGUCGAACGUACCUUUCUCUAAAGGUAGCCUUUUGUGUUAAUAAAACAACCUGCGCCUAUUAUCUCCAGCUAUCGAGAGUCAUAGGACGGUUGCAACGAUCGAAAUGUAUCAUAGCCGUAUGAGAUGGGUACUGAGGCAGCACUCUUUAAACACAAAAAUUCCUUUUGUUGAUUCUCCAACAAUCUCAACUACCCUGUAUUCUUCUGUGCGAGUACCUCUUUGCAGUCGGUACCAGCAAUGUGAGCAGCAGCCGCGACUAAAAUGCCACAGCAGGGCAUAUAGUUCCUGCUUUCAUCACUCACGACGUAUUUUAAAUGAUACAGGGGGUUUGCAACCGCCUACAAGGGGCAUAAGGGCAAAAUAUGGCCCUCAUUUCAGACUCAGUGCAAACGUCCCGCCCCUACAUUCUGACAUCGGCAUGCAAACGAGUGUAUUACAGAGAUCUGCGCAGGAAAUAUUUGCAACAUUGUUUCCAACGACACGUUUUACAGGUGCCAGUCACCAUAUUGAAAGUACUGACAACUUUCAAAACAAUGCACCAUCAUCUCAGAAAGCAGCGUCAUCGGUGAACCUCUUUACACUGAUACGUCAAGCUGGGGGGAGGAACGAAAUGUCAGAGAGUGCCGUCGCGCACCGUGUCUUCCAUGGCGAUCCGGCAUCCAACACUACGCGAGCAUCGGCAUGGGUUGGCUUAAACACAACACUUGGUGUCUUGUUUGGGUUUGGAAAUGCAAAAAUGCCGAGGCCUGAGAAGGAAUGCCGAACCCAAAUGGACAACAGAUCUGAGACUCGUACGAGCAGUGUCCCAUCUGGUGAAAGCAAAGGAGCCUACGUAGACUACAAGCAUUAUAGAGACGCCUAUCGACUAUGGGCUAAAGUUAGGUGCAAGCUCGCUCGUGAUCAGGUGAUAUUGACGAAUAUUUACCAACGUAUUAACGACGAUAAGCCGUGUAACACGGUACUGGAUGAUGAUGCCGCACGUCGUGACAUGCUUGAUAGCAUGUGGCUUCUAUUUUCUCUUAUUUUCUGCAUGUUGGUGUGGCUCUUCAUUGAUGUCAGAGAAUAUAUUGAACUCACACGUCAACUCAACUAUGUGAGCUACGCGGAACUAAAAAAAAUGAAUGAAUCUGGCUCCAAUGAUAGCAGUACCCAUGGCUACAAUAAAAGGGGUCGAAGCGGUGGUAAUAACGGCAACGAUAAUUGUGGUUCCCAGGGUUCAUCCUCCGACAAGGAAACCAAUUCGUCCAGGAAUAAUGUGAAAAUUGAGUAGCUAAUGAUAUAGCGUCAGCCAAUAAACGAUGAAAGGAGAGAGAGAAAGAAAGUUGAUAAAUUCGCAAGGAACACUGCGUUUUUAUUUUCAAAACAAA
Phytomonas sp. EM1 is the source of this 1469-nucleotide messenger RNA. NCBI's taxonomy places the organism in Eukaryota, Euglenozoa, Kinetoplastea, Trypanosomatida, Trypanosomatidae. The record is from the annotation of a GenBank genome assembly.